Messenger RNA from Perkinsus marinus ATCC 50983, 1692 nucleotides. RefSeq names its product acylamino-acid-releasing enzyme, putative. The record is from RefSeq and is a predicted model, not a curated record. Gene Ontology annotation, biological process: proteolysis. Lineage: Eukaryota; Perkinsozoa; Perkinsida; Perkinsidae. Gene Ontology annotation, molecular function: serine-type endopeptidase activity. The coding region runs from base 1 to 1692 and encodes 563 amino acids. The transcript has 16 exons.
AUGGUUGUGCCUGUUAUUAUACCCGAGAUUGACCCUAAACCGAUCCCAAGUCCCGACCGAGUACCCAGCGAGACUGCAUCGUUGAACGCCUCCGUUUGCUUUGUUACUGCGGUACAGGGCAGAUGUCUGGUGCUACUGCGGUAUGCGGCAAGCGAUGCCUCUUCGGUUAAGUCGCAGGAGGGGGAGAGGCUCAACGAUGAUAGCAAUUACAGUCUGGCUCUCACUACCUCGACUAUUUCCAUGACGUCGUGGGAUUUGACUGAUGUUGAACUAAAAGUUAUCGAUUUGACUGGUUCACACUAUAGUUGUCCCGGAAUACGAUCUAAGAAAUCCUCGAACAGUACAACACGCCAAAAAGCUGGAGGCGGUGGUGGUGGCGGAUCUCGCCUUCUUUCGCGACACUUUGGAUUUUCUCUAUCUGGGGUACAACAGGCCAUCCCGAGUAACGAGCCCGGCUGUGUUCUGUUUAAGAUGUGGAAAGGAGGACUUUGGCGAGAGCUAGGCCCAGUGGCGGUCGCUAUCGCAUACGGCACUACUGAGGGGGAUGAUGAUGAUGACGAUUUGGAGGGAAUUGUGUUCGAGCCCGGGGUGCACGAGGAGAAAAGGCCAGGUUGUGCAUUGCUAAGAUACGGCCCUCGAACUGGAUGGACCGAAGCUCUAAUUAAUGACCCAGAGCUACUGCCCAGACUUGCUAAUGGUGUGAAGAUUGCUCGCAAUGGGAGCUGGGCUGUAUGGAGAGUUGAUAAGACCGACUUGCCGACGGAGGCUUCCCUUGGGGAUCUGAUGAUGGUUGAUUUGGAGCCACCGCCCAUUGGAGGGAAGGCGAGAGCGCUUACCACUGAGGCGGGGAAUCUUGAUCGUUAUGAACCUUCACCUUGUGGGAACUACAUUGCGUAUAUGGCGAACUACGUAGAGCCUGCAAGGUACAUCAGAGCCGUCAGUGCUGAGUUUAGUGACACUGAUGCUCUCCUGGUCCUGUCUGUGCCCUGUACGACUAGAACGAUGGGCUAUCAGCCUGAGGGAGGAGUUUACGUUUACGGGAGCGAUACGUUGAAUGAUGCACUAUCUCUAGUUGCUGUUGACGCCAAGACUGGCAAGCUAGCCGGAAGCAUCCCUCUCCCGUACGACGUCAGCGCUGAUUCCUUGGCAGUGACUGAGCUCGAAUGGGAUAGAGAACUGAGAGGAACGCCAGCCGGUCGUGUUAGCCUUGUUGGUGGCAGUUACGGCGGAUACCUCGCCUUGCGAUGCGUCAUACUCCAUCCGGAAAUGUUCCAAUGUGUCGUGGCGAGAUACCCGUGGGUUUCCACCAGAUGGAACGGAGCAGAGACGGGUGACUUUACUUAUGAAGAUGAGUUUUGGGCAAACGAAUCUGAAAGUACAGUGUGGCCGGUGCCGUCGCAGCUGCAAGAAGCUGAUGUACUCGGCCCACAGGUUCUGCAGUUGCUAAAGGUUCCACUACUGCUCAUGCACGGGUCAAAGGACAACGUAUGUCCUGUAUCGAACAGCAAGGUUCUCUUCAAUGUACUUGACAAUCAACGAGGGAGCUCGGACGGCAUGGCCGCCGAUCUUCGAUUCGUCGUGUUCCCUGGCGAAGGCCACGGCUUUAGAGGUGCCGCUGCGGCAGAGGCAAAUAUGAGGCAGCUCAAAUGGCUCCAUAAGUUCAUGCCGGUGACGGAGAAUGUAUCGGUUUAA